AGUACGCGCAUGCGCGGUGUAGACACACGUGUCUGAGCUUAAAGUUACUGUAGAGGCUCGCAGUUUUUAUUUUAUUUUAUGUUUUGUACCCCGUAAUGUUUAUGUUUAGUUCUAAGUUUUAGAAUUGGGCACGAUUUAAGUGUUUGAUCUAAAAAGAUUUAAAAAAACGUAACGACAGAUUUUUUUCUUCACUGAUCCAAUGCAGAAAUACGUUUACUCUUAGUGGAGGAGCUUUAUAAACUGUGAAGCAGCUUUAUUUACAGUUUCCUCUCUAAAGAUGUCCAGCCUUGCUGCCAAAUACGAGUACCUGGAAAAGUUUACCCGGAAAAAGUGGCAUUCUGAGGAUCAGAAGCCCAAGACAAGAGGCUAUGUUCCAUUUCGAGGCAAAGGUGACCGUGAAGGUGGCCCACCCAAGAAGAAGCAAAAGAACAACCAGGAACCUAGAAAAGGACAUAAUAUGAACACAAAUUACAGGAAGCCAACUCCAAAGAGUAUUCAUAAACCAACACAGAAGCAAAGCAGUACAACUCUACAGAAUGCUGCCCAGAUCAAAGUUCAGCAUGGGGAACAAGUAAAGGUGCAGCAGAAAACUGAAGGUAUAAAGUCUGAAGAGUUUAGUACGGUGGAUAUUUUAAGGAAAAGACUUCAUGAGAAGAUUGAGGCAUCUCGAGGACAGACAAACAUGUCCCGCCAAUUGCAUGCACGAAGGCUUGAGAACACGGACAAGAAUGUGUGGGUGGAAUUUGUACAGCUAGCUGCUGAGUAUAAUGUAGUGAACUUGGGUCAGGGAUUCCCUGACUUUUCUCCUCCCAGCUUCCUCUUGGAGUAUCUCUACAAUGCCAUCAAAGGAGGAUCUUCCAUGCACCAGUACACACGUGUCUUUGGCCAUCCACCUCUUGUCAAGAGCCUUGCCAAAUUCUAUGGGAGGAUUUUGGCCCGUGAAAUAGAUCCCAUGCAGGAGAUACUGGUCUCUGUGGGAGCCUAUGGGGCCCUUUUCUGUGCCUUUCAAGCUCUGAUUGAUGAGGGUGAUGAAGUGAUCAUUGUGGAGCCUUUCUUUGACUGCUAUGAAUCCAUGACAUUAAUGGCAGGAGGAAAACCAGUCUAUAUCCCCUUGAAGCCUCAAAAGGUUACUGGUCCAACUGUGUCUAGUGCUGACUGGGUAUUAUGUCCUGAAGAGUUGGGCAGUAAAUUUAACUCCCGUACAAAGGCCAUCGUCAUUAACACUCCCAAUAAUCCAUUAGGCAAGGUCUUUCAGAGGGAAGAGCUGCAGAUGAUAGCUGACCUGUGUAUAAAGCAUGAUGUUAUUUGCUUCAGUGAUGAGGUGUAUGAGUGGCUUACAUAUGAUGGAGCACAACACAUUAAAAUGUCAAGUCUCCCAGAUAUGUGGGAGCGUACCAUCACUAUUGGCAGUGCAGGCAAGUGCUUCAGUGCGACAGGAUGGAAGGUGGGCUGGGCAAUGGGGCCAGGACACCUACUGAAACACCUAUGUACUGUCCAUCAGAACUCCUUAUACCACUGUCCCACUCUUAGUCAGGAGGCUUUUGCUGCGGCUUUUGAGAGGGAAUAUGAAUUGUUUGGCACAGAGGAAAGCUACUUCAAACAGCUACCUAAACAGCUCCAGGCCAAACGGCUCAGCCUAGUGGAGUGUCUGAAGAGCAUAGGGCUGCAACCCUUCAUGCCCGAGGGUGGCUACUUCAUAAUGGCAGACAUCUCCUCCCUGAAAGUUGACCUGAAUGACGCAAGCUCCAAGGACGAACCCUACGACUAUAGAUUUGUUAAGUGGCUUAUUAAAGAGAAGCGUUUGGGUACUAUCCCUGUAUCUGCAUUUUACAGUGCAGAAAGCAGAGCAGAUUUUCAGAAGUACGUUAGAUUCUGCUUUGUCAAGGAUGACUCCACCCUCAAAGCAGCUGAAGAUAUUCUAAGACGGUGGAAAGACCAAAAAUAGAUGGAAUAAUAUGAUUGUCCAAAAUGAGCUUUGAAAGUCACAUAUUUGCUCACACAUAGCAACUCAUUGCUCAUAGAGUAUAUGACCAUUUAGAAGAAUCUUAUUUGAACUGUGUUUAAAAUCAUGGAGAUAAAUGUUUGCCCAUGUUUUCCUUCUCCUCUAUCUGUAAAUUUAUUUUACUUGUAUGUUUGUCAGUCAAUCAUCUUUGACAAUACCCAGUUAAGUUGGUAACAAGUAAACCUCAGUGCAUGUGCUCACUUAAGUCACUCAACAAUUGUAGCUGGUUUUAUAAUCAUAGAAUUUAAUUGUUGUGAAAAACAUAAUUUAAAUGAUCAUUUGUUUUGUCUGUGAAAUACAGAUUUAAUGUGACUUUAGUCCUCCACCCUCAAUGAUUAUUAUUAAAUGACUGAUACAUGGUUA
Molecule: messenger RNA, 2365 nt
Organism: Neoarius graeffei (lesser salmon catfish)
Lineage: Eukaryota; Metazoa; Chordata; Actinopteri; Siluriformes; Ariidae
Product: kynurenine--oxoglutarate transaminase 1-like
Exons: 16
Coding region: 278-1945 (555 amino acids)
Biological process (GO): biosynthetic process
Cellular component (GO): mitochondrion; cytoplasm
Molecular function (GO): pyridoxal phosphate binding; L-kynurenine:2-oxoglutarate transaminase activity
Source: RefSeq, a predicted model, not a curated record